Dromiciops gliroides (monito del monte) is the source of this 996-nucleotide messenger RNA. Its product is annotated as ecto-ADP-ribosyltransferase 5-like. The transcript has 5 exons. The coding region runs from base 1 to 996 and encodes 331 amino acids. NCBI's taxonomy places the organism in Eukaryota, Metazoa, Chordata, Mammalia, Microbiotheria, Microbiotheriidae. Gene Ontology annotation, molecular function: NAD+-protein-arginine ADP-ribosyltransferase activity; NAD+ poly-ADP-ribosyltransferase activity. The record is from RefSeq and is a predicted model, not a curated record.
AUGAAGUACACAAGGGUCAUCUCCAUUGUACCUGUCCUGAUGUUUCAGCUAAUUACAUCUGGGGUGAGUGGUACAUGUUACCCACAUACACCAUGCCUCCUUUCCAGACCAAGGAAACAAAACAGAGUAAUCCUAGGGCUCAGCCAGAAAAAGUCAAGGGAAAAAGUUGAAUUACCAGAAAAUGUCAUUAGCCUCGAAAACAAAGCUUUUGAUGACCAAUAUGUGGGCUGUGAAGAGACCAUGAAGAUAAAGGCAGAAGGGCUCUUAGCUCAAGAAAGAGCAAAGAACUCAAAUUUCAACAAAGUUUGGGAAAAAGCAGAAAAAAAAUGGGAAAAUAAGUCUACUGGCAAGAAAAAAAUGGAAAAGCCAUUUGAAGUUGCUGUCAUUGCCUACACAAUCUCAGAAAAUAAGUUUUACUCAGCCUUUAAUCGAGCAGUGAGAGAAUGCUGUGAAUCCCGGGAGGCUUAUAUUAAAAACUUCCAUUUCAAAGCUUUCCACUUCUAUCUGACCAGAGCUGUUCAAAUCCUGAGAGGACCCUGUGGACAUGUUUACAGGGGCAUCUCUGUGAAGCAGUACCCUAAUGGGAAAAGGAAGAUGCGCUUUGGCCAAUUUGCUUCAGCCUCUCUAGACAAAGAUGUGGCCAGAAGAUUCACACGUGGCUCAGGGACCCUCUACAAGGUGAACACCUGUGAAGGAGCUCCCAUUGAAUACUUAUCAGUCUUUCCAAAUGAAAAGGAGGUACUGAUUCCUCCAUAUGAGCUGUUCAGUGUCUCUAAUUCCUCAGAUUCUAAAGGCUUAGAAAAUAUUGAGCUAAAGAGCAAAGAACGAAAAAGCAAGUUUAACUGUGCCUACAUAAGAUUCCAGUAUUCUCGCAGACUUCAUGUCUGCGGUUAUCCUUUCUGGAAAUCCUUUCCUUCAGCUCCUGGAAAUAAGGCAGCGGGCCCUGGACAACUGACAACCAUCUUCUCCUCCAGAGUUUUCACCCUGGUCUUCUAA